AUGCUUUUCCUCCCAGCUGCUGCUCUGUGCUGCCUGUGUUCAGCGCUGGUUGCCAUGGCAGCACAGCUGAUUCAGGAGGAUUUAACAUUGACCAGGAGAGCUGGUCAAACAGUCUCCUUCAGCUGUGGAGAAACUGACCAGUGUGAAAGUCAUUAUGUAUAUUGGUUCCAGAAGAAAGACGCAGAAACAUUCUCAAGGAUUCUUGGUAUUAGCAGGAAGAAUGGUGAAGUAUAUAAAGGUUACAAUCACCCUCAGAAGGAUGAUUUCUCAGCUGUAAAGAAACAGAACGGCUGGGAGUUGCAGAUCCAGACAGUUAAACUCUCACAUUCAGCCACCUACUACUGUCAAUGUUAUUAUUACGUUUCCCACAGAACAAACAGGCACCACAUCUUUGGCUCUGGCACUAAACUGUUUGUAGAUGAGCAGGUAGUGAAGCCCGUGGUGAGCGUGUACCCAGCAGCAUCCAGAGCCCACCUGGAGGGGAAGAGCUCCCUGCUUUGUCUGGCCUCAGCCAUGUCUCCUCCUCUGGUCCAGUUCUCCUGGAAAAGACAGAAGAAGAACGGCCAGCUGGAGGAUCUGACCCCUGCUAAGUUUGAGCAGCUGGAGCUCAGAGAGCAGGGACGCAGCGCCUCCAUCCUGCUGCUCCAUCAGCAAGAGGACAGCACAUAUAAAUACCGUUGCUACGUCAAGCACGAGGGGGUCACAUUUGAGGCCCAAACAGAACAAGGUAAUGAAGGCUUGGUGACUACGCUGUCAGAGAGAGCAGAGGAGCAGAGCGCUAACAUUUGUUUCUCACUUUUUUCUGUUUCAGUGGUUUUUGCUCUUUCUCCAACUGUCCCGUCUCAGUCCCAGGUGCUGCUGUUCUGUGUGCUGUACACAGUGCUGAUAGUGAAGAGUCUGGUGUACUGCUGUGGACUCUCUCUGCUGAUGAUCCUCAGAAACAAGGGACCGUCCACCAACUGCACACAUGCUGACUGACUGUUUCCUGCUCGCCUUUUCUCACCAUCACAUCUCAUCAAUUCAUCUCAUUCAUCAC
This is a messenger RNA of Scomber japonicus (chub mackerel), 1036 nucleotides long. RefSeq lists its product as uncharacterized. The coding region runs from base 1 to 978 and encodes 325 amino acids. NCBI's taxonomy places the organism in Eukaryota, Metazoa, Chordata, Actinopteri, Scombriformes, Scombridae. The record is from RefSeq and is a predicted model, not a curated record. The transcript is spliced from 5 exons.